This is a messenger RNA of Solanum pennellii, 1309 nucleotides long. RefSeq names its product glycine-rich RNA-binding protein 3, mitochondrial-like. The transcript has 5 exons. The record is from RefSeq and is a predicted model, not a curated record. Gene Ontology annotation, molecular function: RNA binding. NCBI's taxonomy places the organism in Eukaryota, Viridiplantae, Streptophyta, Magnoliopsida, Solanales, Solanaceae. Bases 164 to 1156 code for a protein of 330 amino acids.
GAGAAUUUGUAGCAUUUUUUUCUUCAGCUUUUUCAAGAUUAGGGUUUUACCAUUUUCGAUAUUUGUUGCAUGAUCUCAAUUGCUAUAAUGGUUUUUGGGUAAAGGAGUCAGAUUGAUGGUUGACAUACCAACACUGUGAUGAAUUCUCAUUGUUGGUUUAAAGAUGGCUUUUGUCAAUAAAAUUGGGAAUAUUCUUAGACAUGGUGUAGGCAAAAACACAAACUUGGAACUCUCUGCCUCAAAUGGUUCACUUUUCCAGACUAUAAGAAGCAUGUCUUCGUCUAAGCUUUUCGUUGGGGGUCUCUCGUAUGGCACUGAUGAAAGUUCUCUGAAAGAGACAUUCUCUCAAUAUGGUGAAGUAAUUGAAGCUAGAGUUAUUCUGGAUCGUGAAACUGGGAGGUCCAGAGGAUUUGGUUUUAUUAGUUUUCCAUCAAGUGAAGAAGCAACAAGUGCCAUGCAGGCCAUGGAUGGCCAGGAUCUUCAUGGAAGACGGAUAAAGGUGAAUUAUGCCACAGAAAAACGUCGUGAUGGUUUUGGAGGUGGCUAUGGUGGCGGUAACUAUGGUGGAGAAGGUGGAAACUUUGCAGAUGGUGGAGGUUAUGCAGCCAGUAAUUAUGGAGGUGGAGGUGGUGGAUUUUCUGGUGGCUACAAUUCUCCUGGAGGAGGUGGCUACGGUAGCAGUAGUGGCUAUAACUAUGGUGGGGAAGGCAGAAAUUUUGCAGGUUCUGGAGGUUACCAAACCAACAAUUACAGUGGUGGAUUUUCUAGUGGUCACAGUUCUGCUGGAGGCUACGGUAGCUAUGGAGGUGGUAGUAGCAGCUAUGGGAACAACAGUUCCCCUGUUGAGGGUGGCAACUACGGAAGCAGCACUCCAAACAUCAAUUAUUCUGGUCAAGGCAGUAGUUUCUCAGGUGGUUAUGGUGGUGGCAACAGUGGGAAUGACUUUGGUGGAGCUCCUAGUAACAAUAAUAGCUUCGCUAACACGGGAUUUGGUGGGAGAUCUGAAGCAUCAUAUAAUGGAAGCCAAGAACAGGUUAGUGUAGAUCAGGGAAUUCAAUCUGUAAAUGAACAUCUCGGAGAGGAAACAUCAGAAGGGAACUACAGGGAUGACGAUGACGAUGACGAACCAAAGGAUUACGCCAACACCAGGGGCUGAAGAAAUUUUUGGUAUCAAGAAAAUGUCUAGGACAUGUUUGAGUCAUGCGUGAAUAAGAUUAGUAAUUCUGUACUAUUGAUAUUUCCUUUUUAAGUAUCAAUAAUACUCAGCUUAUUUAUAUGGAAUUUUGAAUUGAUCAUUUCGUACUGGCAA